This is a messenger RNA of Onychomys torridus (southern grasshopper mouse), 866 nucleotides long. RefSeq names its product mab-21 like 4 (gene Mab21l4). Bases 291 to 866 code for a protein of 191 amino acids. Lineage: Eukaryota; Metazoa; Chordata; Mammalia; Rodentia; Cricetidae. The transcript is spliced from 3 exons. The record is from RefSeq and is a predicted model, not a curated record.
GUAAGACUUUCCAGCCAUGAGGCAGAGCCAGAGGCCGCUUCUUCUCCUAGAAGGCCACAGCUCCCGGCCAGGUACUGACUCACCCCACUUCAAAGGCCUUGGCCUCCGUUCAGGUAUUUAACCUGCUGCACGGAGCCUGUCACUCUGGAAUUCUGCUCAUGGGGAGCUGAGCCCCACCUGCAGAUCUGCUCCUCACCUGGACAGGUACCUCUUCCUUCUAGGCAGUCCACACCAGCUGAAGAGCAGUCCCCAAGGGCCACCAGGGCCCUGCUGCCUACUGCUGCUCAGGGAUGCCAGCCCCCUGCAUCUUUGCUCCAGACAUGGCUGAGCAGGUGCCCCUGUGGCACCACUACCUGUUGGCCAUCCAGUCACGGGAGUCACCCCGUGUCCAGGACUACCAGAGAGCAGAGAACAUCCUGCUCACCGUGCUGGAGCGAGUCCAUGCCUUGGACCCCCGCUUUGUUGUUGACUACUCUCGAGACCUGGAAGCCUUCCAGUUUGCACUGCGUUCCUCAGAGGACCCGCUGGAUGUGGAGGUGCCCCUGGGGGUGGACGCCGAGGCUCUCCUGAUUGAGGAUUCAGAAGCCGCUGAGCCAGGAGAUGGCCCCACAACCUGUCGCCUGGGUGUCCUCAAGAAAGCGUCUGUCCUGGAGCCAUGGAUGACUGAUGAUGUCUUCAGUGUCUCCUCAGAGGCCAGAGACAAGUGCUGUGGCUACAUUGUACCCAGUAAAGUUCUGUGUGUCCUUAAAGAUCUUCUGGUGGCUGCCACCGUACACUGCAAACACCACAGCCUCAUUCCACCAGGAGGCAACCUGGAUAUGCAAGGUGGGGGCCUAGAGAUUCGGAUGGUCCUUAAUGGCCCAUAA